AGUGUUUAUUAUUUAUUUGUGUACUUUGAUGGAAUCUUCCUUGUUAUUAAUAUUAAACCAUGGACCUAGGCAUAUUAUUUUAUAUACCAAAUAUAAUUGGUUAUGUUCGUAUCAUGCUGGCUGCAGGAGCCUUCAUAAACUAUGAUAAUCCUGGAACAUUUGUUGUUUUGUAUACAACUUCAAUAGCACUGGAUGGAAUUGAUGGCUACUGUGCUCGCAAGUUUAACCAAUGCUCAAAAUUUGGUGCUUGGUUGGAUGUUGUUGUUGAUCUCUUCUCUAGGGGCUAUUUAUGGUGUGCUCUGUUUAGAAAUGGGUAUUUGAUUGUAUUUUUGGAAUGGGUGACUUUUGUCUCAACACAUUACAGAGGGGAAAACUGGAGAACAACUGAGGAAAAUUUUCCUUAUUUGGUUAAAAAAGUAAUGGAUAAAGGUUUUAAAACACCUUUAGGCUUUUUGGCAGUAGGAAGUCUUCACAUAUUGCCACUUUGGCUGUACGGGUGCACAUACCACGUGUUGACACACUGGCUUGGCUGGUCAGUUUAUGUGCAAUAUGGAGUCAUGGUUCUCCUGACUCUCGGAAGGCUGCUAUGUGCAAUAGUAGAGCUCUUUUAUGUGAAAGAAUACAUUAUUUAUUUGAUAUCCAACAACGUUGAUGCAAAGGUCAAAACUUCUUGAGCACAAUUUAAAUCUCAUCAAUCCAAAUAGGGGGUUUUCAAUGUAUUAAUUUUGUAAUAUUAGUGAAUGUGAUUAAGUGGGCAGAUUUUUUUAGCAUGACAUUUUGGCUGAUUUUUUUAUCAUGACAUUUUUAUGGAUGUUGAAAAAUCCAAUUUUCAUCCUCUUGUUAUAUUUUUUGUAUUAUAGAGCAGUGCUUUCAAUCUUGUAUCAAAAGUAUUUACAUAUCUGCACAUUAAAUCAAUAAUUUACAGCAGUUGAAAUUUCAUAUGGUGGUAUUUUUACAUAUAUAUUUCACAGUUAACAUUUUUUUUCAUCACCAGUUGUUAUUUUUUAAAAUUCACCCCCAGCUUACAGUUUGAUUUGCUAUAUGUGUGUAAUGGUUGUAGUUUCAACCUUGAGUAAUUACACAUCUUCUACCAUCCAAUGCUAAGGAUAAGAGGGUUUUGUUAAAAUUUUGUUAUAUUAUACAAUUUUUUCUGAGCAUUGUUAAAAUAAUCUCUGGGAGCUUAUGUUUGUGUUAAAUUCAAGUCACUGUAUGAUAUAUUGUGAUAUUUUGUGUUUAAAAUGUUUUUUGGAAAUAAUUUCUCAAAACAUAUUUUAAGCUAAAAUUGUUUUUUGUCUUGGGGUUUCUAUACAGCACUUUGAUAUUUUUAGUAUUUAUUAAUUAUCUAAUUUUUUUUGAAGCACAUAAUCUUUUGUAGCCUACAUACAAUGAAAUUUUCAUGUUCUAUUAAUGUGAUUCAACUCAUUUUCUACACAUGACAUACGUUUUCAAAACCUCCAUGACUUUUUUGUUUUAUUAUCAUUUGUUAAUCCAGAAAUUCAUGACAUAUUCUGAUGCAGUGAGUGAGAAGAGUCGAGCGUUUCAGACUAAGUAGAUCACAUAAAUUGUGUGUUAGCUGUACCUAGUAGGGUGUACAUCAUCAUCAUUUUUCCUCCUUUUCGUUCCUUGUGGAACAUUGGGCCUCUGUAAAAGCUUUCCACUCCCCAUUAUUUCCUGUCACUCUCUUCAACUGUUCGCAUUUCCUUUCUAUUCUUUCUGCCUUUUCCAGCCAGCUUUCUUGUCAAUUUGGGUGUACAAAGGUAAAUUUUAAAAAAGAUUAAGCUUAUCAGAUCUCAAGUACAUAAAAUUGCUCAAAAAUUAUUUUUUACAACAUUCUACAGUAUUUUUAAUGUUUUGUUAUCAUGUCACUCAAAACCUUAUACUAAAAUUAACUUAUCAAAUGUUCUUGACCAUAGAGUUGAAGUAUUUUUGUCCAGAUUCUCAAUGGUUUGUGUUAGACUAGCACUAAAAUAAAAAUUAACCCUUGUGUAUUCGAAAUACUCAAUAAUGUGGUGCAUAUUUUCAUUGUUUUGUAAGAUUUUAUCUUAAUUUAAGUAUGGAAUAUUUAUGGUGCAUUAAUGUAAAAGAAUUAUGCAUAGUUGUUAAAAACUGGAAUGCAUUUAUUGACAAAAUAUAGACAUUUCUUUUUAAGUUUUUUUGUCGUUAUAUUUCUACUAGGAAUUUUUUUUUAUAAAGGUCUAAAAGACACAAACUUAUUGACUACACUGACAACAAAUGUUAACUCAGGACGGCAAUGUUAACUUUUCAUUUUUUAUAUUAAUAUUGACCUUGUUAACUGAAGAUUUCAUUGUCAACUGUUAAUUUUAUAUUGUUUUCAAAUUUUGUAAAACAGGUUUAAUGUAGUUAUUUUACAUAAAAACAAUACCAAGAUAAAUUUUUUAGACUGAUUAUUAACACCCAGUAUUUGUUUUAAACAAAACAAUUAAAAGAAUUAGUUUUGUUUUCUACAAUGCUAUUUUUUUUCACUUUUUAAUCAAACAUAUUUAAAAUGUUAAUUAUUUUUUAAGUUUACCACAGAUCACGCUGGUCAAUGCUGAACUUUUUGUGGUUUCAACAGUAGCCAGAUUUUAUUUCUUUGUUAUAAAAUAGAAGUUUAAUGUGUCCAGGUAUUGACACUGGUCCAGAUAUUUUGAAUUAUUUUUUUAAAUUUUAGAAGCCAUUUUAUUAGAUUUAUACGAACAUUCUAUUUAAGAAGCCACAUUGUUAUAGAUGUAUGAUAGUUGUGAUACAUUAAUUAGUAGUGACUAAAUUAAAGCUAAUAUUAGAUGUACAUUUUAACAAUGCUUUCUUAGCACAAACAGUUAUUUCACAAUUGCUUAAGUCAAAGUUCAGAGAAUUUGUUAGUAGUUAAGAUGUGUAGGUAACACAUGCUUCUGAAUAUAAAAAAAACAAUCAGAAAAAAAAGGUUUAUUAAAUUUUGUUUUAUUUUUCUCACUUCAUAAAUAUUAAAUAAUUACUUUGUUGAUUUCGAUAAAUACCUGAUAAAUCAUUUAAGGGAAUGUAUAUGUGAUUCUGUACCCACAGUUUUGCAGGUGAUAUUGUUACUGUUUUCAGAAACAGAAGAACUAAUUAUCUUUCGUCUCAAAUGACCAACAAACCUAGUUUGGCUCUUAACUUUCCUUCCUUACUUUUUAUAAAAACAAAAGUUGUUCCGACUUUUGCAUUCAAAAUUAUUUUAGAAAAAGUAUGCAUGGAUUUGAAUAUAGUUUUAAAGAAUGUCUUUCUUGUAUAAAAAAUACUCAUGUGUUAUAUGUUUGUAAUAUUUACAUUUGUGGUUUUCUUGCAUGAGUGAACUAGUAUUACAUUCCGGUGAACUAUGUUGUAGCUCAAUCUAAUGAUCACAGAUUUCAGUCAAAAUAUUUCAUUUACAUUUAGUUGCACAUUUAAUUUUUUUUUAAUUUAUAAGUUUUCAUGUAAAAAUUAUUUACACAAGUAAA
Molecule: messenger RNA, 3455 nt
Organism: Physella acuta
Lineage: Eukaryota; Metazoa; Mollusca; Gastropoda; Physidae
Biological process (GO): phospholipid biosynthetic process
Cellular component (GO): membrane
Molecular function (GO): phosphotransferase activity, for other substituted phosphate groups
Source: RefSeq, a predicted model, not a curated record